This is a messenger RNA of Aspergillus niger, 1122 nucleotides long. RefSeq lists its product as uncharacterized. The transcript is spliced from 3 exons. Gene Ontology annotation, biological process: intracellular protein transport; vesicle-mediated transport; vesicle fusion. Gene Ontology annotation, molecular function: SNAP receptor activity; SNARE binding. The coding region runs from base 1 to 1122 and encodes 373 amino acids. The record is from RefSeq and is a predicted model, not a curated record. Gene Ontology annotation, cellular component: SNARE complex; endomembrane system; membrane. NCBI's taxonomy places the organism in Eukaryota, Fungi, Ascomycota, Eurotiomycetes, Eurotiales, Aspergillaceae.
AUGUGGCGGGACCGUACCAACCUCUACAUUUCCUACCGCCAGUCGUUCGCGCAUCAUCCAGCCAAGAAGCCACGUUAUCUCGGAGCGUCCAAUGGCUUCUCGGAUAGCCUAUCGCAGCCCGAGGAGAGCCGACGACUUAUUUCAGAAACAGGAGGACUCGACGAUGAUGGCGAUGCAAUCAUUGAGAUGGACGUUUUACCCCCGCGCUGGGUCGACGUACAGGAGGAAGUGACGGAGCUACUUGCGGACAUUGCGCAGAAGUCCUCCCACCUCGAUAAGCUACACCAGAAACACCUUCUACCUGGAUUCGGAGACGAGGACGUACGAAAGCAAGACGAGGUAGUUAUAGAGCGGCUAACGCAGGACAUCACGCGCGCCUUCCAUGAAUGCCAGAAAGCGGUAAAGAAGAUUGAGACGAUGGUACGGGAAGCCCAACAACAGGGUGGAGUUAGCAGCGGCGAUGAAACUAUGGCCAAGAACUUGCAGAUAUCCCUUGCUGCUAGGGUGCAAGAGGCUAGUGCUCGGUUUCGGAAGAAACAGAGUACCUAUUUGAAGAAAUUACGAGGAUUGGAGGGCGGAUCAGCGCCAUUUGAACGGUCCCCGACACCGAUGCAGAAUCCAUACACAGACCCGUCGCUAAUGGAAUCCGAUGCGGACAAGUCGUUCUCGCAAUCUACACUAAUGCAAACGUCUCAACGACUGACGGGCCAGAACGAUGCCGCCAUUGAACAGCGGGAGCGGGAAAUCAACGACAUCGCGAAAGGAAUUAUCGAGCUGUCGGAUAUUUUCCGUGAGUUGCAGUCUAUGGUUAUCGACCAGGGUACUAUGCUGGAUCGGAUAGACUAUAAUAUUGAGCGGAUGGGCACGGAGGUCAAGGCCGCGGAUAAGGAGUUGAAAGUGGUACGUUUGCGUCCGGUGCAGCCACCCGAAGUUAAGUUUCCACUAACCAAUCUGCAUAUUGUAGGCUACGAACUACCAACGACGUACAGUGAAGCGCAAGAUCAUGCUCCUGCUGGUGAUCAUAGUCGCAGGCCUGUUUAUCGUUCUACUGGUCAAGCCGAAGAAGCACAGUUCCCCGGAUCCCGCUCCCGCCCCGGCGCCGCCACCUCCCCCGCAAACUAA